AUGGGCUCUGCGACCGCCGCCGCCCCCCGGACUCCCUGGAUGCGGCGAACAUGCGGCCUGAACGCAAACAAGGUGGGCUUCCUUUUGGGAGCAUCUGGCAUGCUGAUCCUUACAUGCUGCGCGGGAAUGCCCUCCUCACACCCUGGAGGGAGAGAUGCACAACCGGAGGACAGUGAUUCCUCGGACCCUCCGCUCGCUCCUCCGGAGCUGCCGAGUGAAGAGGACCUGCCCAUGCAUGUCUUCGGCCUGCAGCAGGACGCUUUCAGCACUCAAUCUACGAGUGGUGACCAUGACAAGGAAGCAAUGCCGACCUACCCCGACCAUGAUCGAGAUCACAAUCCAGCACUACAUGAUGGAGAAGUCGCCAACCUGCCGGUUUUGCGCCGCGGGGUCCCCCCUCGGCGAGCAAUGAUAUUCUUCUACCACAACAAGCACCUCCCCAACAACACCCUGAACACGAUCAAGCACUACCGCAACGGCAUCCUGCUCAACAUCACGAUCCUCGACUACAUGAUCCACGCCAAGAACCAGCGCUUUCUGCACAACUUCACCAAGAACAACCAUUUGACACUCUCCAGGGAAAGGACCCGCCGCUCGAUCUACCUCUACCCCACCCACGACAAGGUGCUGAACAAUUUCCCCGAGGAGCUCAACCAAGUGCCCUACGACAUGGCUUUGCCAGGGGUUUCCCUCUACCCUACUCGGCCGACACCGACCCGUGGCACAACGACGGCUAUAUCACCACACAGGAACUGGGAUAUCUUCCAGAAGGACACGACCCUCCUUUACCGUUGGAGCAAGCACAACAACCUGUUGCAGCCUCGACGACACCACCUGAACUACCUCCAGAACGACAAUCACCCACAAUGGACCCCUGGAACUUUGUGGCCAGACGCUACGCGAGUGAAGGGCCCAUCCUCCCACCGCACCUGUGGUCGCACAAUCCAUUGGGACUACAUGCACUACCCCAUCCUGACCAUCAACAACCUCCAACAGCUGACAUCGAAGAUGGCGCCACCGACAACUUUGACAACGCCGAGCCCACUGCACACCAAGGUACUGUCGCAGCUGCAGAAGCUCAUCAAGCCGCUGGGGACGCAAGCCACAACGACCAUACCAACCCCGACGACAACAGUGACGAUGGCUCAUCCGGAACAAGUUCCAGCUCAAGCUCCAGUGGGGACGAACCCCAACGUGAUCCUGGCCUACCUCCCAAGCGACGCGCAGGACAUGGUUCGAAAGCCAACACAGCAGCUGCAGAGGACCACAAGCGCCGCCAGGCUUCCAAUCCCUAUCUACAGCCUCCCGACCAACGCCCAACAGCUACCGCAUCGACUUCUUCCUCUUCGCGUGAAGUACAACCCUCACCAAACCAUCUUCAACGAGAUGACGACAGAAGGGAAAUUGGCCAAUAGCUCCCACACGCAGCUGCGUAUCGACGGUGUGCACCGCAACCCCAUCAUCUUGGUGGACAACAGACCUGCUUCUUUGCACCAGGACACGGCGGACUACAUCGACAUGUACCACAACCGAGAACAUCUAGGGCCAGGGCAAAUGCAAGGAGCACCUCUCUUCUAUCCACCACCUCCCUUGAAGAGGAAUGCCAGCUCGAGUGCCAGUUCAAGCUCCGAGCCACCGGGACAACGCGCCGACUCCCGCACCGCUACGCCAGCCAACAUCUCCGACCUCGAGGACCAGACUGACCCUUACACCAGUGGGACCCUGGAUCGCUACGACCAGAAUAGAGCUUGGCUUCGCAAGAACACCGAGAACGACGUGAACCCACCGGACCUCUUCAACGGCAACAACGAUCGAGCACCUCCGGCCGACCACGAGCUCCACCAACUCCACUUGAACUUCCUGAAGACCCUCGCCAACGUCCAGAGCGACCACAGCCACGACCUCAUGCACGACCGGCGUGCGCCAGGCUUCACCGUCUUCGGCAACUUCUCACAACGUCAACGAGACCUUCGACCACUAUGCCGAACACCAUGCAAGAACCGUGCCACAACCCUCUUGCAGAAGUACAAGUACACCUUCGGCAGUUCCUGCACAACCUUCAUACUCUACCCCUACGAGCACAACGACGACACGCUGACCGGCUCCGCGAAAUCCUGGUCUCAAAACUUCAAUGGCGCGCAAGCCACCUUUCUCGACUUAGCCAUCGAAGAAGGGGGCAUGGCUACAAUCCAAGAGGCGGCGGAAACCCUGUUGGCAACGAUUGACCGCACCGCCUCCUACAUGGUAUUGCGUGCACAGCAAAUCAUCGAGCAGGUUAUGCCCUUCCUCGAGCAAGAGACCGCAGUUGCUCUGGCAGAAGCUCACCACUUAUUGUUCUCGUGGACAGCUGCACUAUGGGGUUCUCCCAUUUACCUCGUCGACCACAACAUUGAGGAGACGGUGGAACCCAAUGCUGCCAGGAACAACACCAACAAUGAUGAAGCGCAGGCUGAGGGAUCGGCCUCGGACGCGCCAACGCAAGCUUUCAGGUCUCGCAGUCCGAGACCGCGUGUGCCACCUAGAGGAGGGCCACCAGCCUUGGCGCGAGCAUCGUCCCACCGACGCAGACGACUACAUGCUGCCUUCUAUGGCACUCCUGAAAGUGAUCACGAAGCUGAAGAUGCACAGGACUGA
Messenger RNA from Symbiodinium sp. CCMP2592, 2634 nucleotides. Lineage: Eukaryota; Dinophyceae; Suessiales; Symbiodiniaceae. The record is from the annotation of a GenBank genome assembly.